This is a messenger RNA of Xyrauchen texanus (razorback sucker), 1686 nucleotides long. Its product is annotated as interferon regulatory factor 2-binding protein 2-B-like. Gene Ontology annotation, biological process: regulation of transcription by RNA polymerase II. NCBI's taxonomy places the organism in Eukaryota, Metazoa, Chordata, Actinopteri, Cypriniformes, Catostomidae. The transcript has 2 exons. The coding region runs from base 184 to 1674 and encodes 496 amino acids. Gene Ontology annotation, cellular component: nucleus. Gene Ontology annotation, molecular function: transcription corepressor activity. The record is from RefSeq and is a predicted model, not a curated record.
AGAGCUCGCGGGCUGGAGCGCACUCUGCCAUGAACUUCGGAGCGUAACUUUGACGGUUUUUUCCGGGCUGGAAAACUAUUAAGAGAUAUAUUAUUUUUCUUUAGCGCAACAAACAGCACUGGGAGAAUUUAGUUGCAUAUAUUCGGAUCCCCCUCCCCCACCCCAUCCCACAUUUAAACCAGCAUGUCGUCGGCGGCGGUCGCUGCCUCGCGCAGGCAGUCGUGUUAUUUGUGCGAUUUGCCCCGCAUGCCGUGGGCGAUGAUAUGGGAUUUUACCGAACCCGUGUGCCGCGGAUGCGUCAACUACGAGGGAGCGGACCGGAUCGAGUUUGUCAUCGAGACUGCCCGACAGCUGAAGCGGGCGCACGGCUUCCAGGAGGGCAGAUCCCCAGGACCCGUGGGCAAACCGGUGAACCACACGGAUCCGGGCUCGCGUCCGCCGCACCCGCUGGAUCGGUACCCGCUCGCUUCAGACAGACCCCCCAGAUUGGGUCCGGAGUAUCAGUCGGGCGGACGGCAUGCGAACGGGAUCCCGGUACCAAACGGCUUCCCGAAGCCCGACGAACCCCCUGAGCUGAACCGCCAGAGCCCGAACCCGCGCAGGACCGGCGCCGUGCCGCCCAAUCUGGUGCCGCUUGUCAACGGGACGCUGCCGCCGGUGCACGCGCUCAACGGUAGACCCGUGCAGAUGGGGAUCCCCCCGGGCGUGUUAACAGCGGAGCAUGUGGGCAAGAGAGGGGACGACAUGAAAGACAAACAUGACGCGAGCGACGGACACAAACGCGUCGAGGACUGGACGCAGAAAGGGAAGAUGUUUCGAGACAUGAUGGCGCAGCAGACGCUCGACCCGCGCUUCAAGAAGGAGCAUUUAGUGUUGCAGCACCGCAUGGGUUACGAGAGCUCCAGUGCCUUAAAAACAGACCGAGCUAAGCACACUCGGGGCAUUAAAAGGAAACCCUCUCCUGAGCCAGAUGGGGAGGGCAACGCCACCAAGCUCAAAGCCGAGGGUCAGCAGUGGUUACCGUCUUCGUCUGACGUGCUGAAGAUGCCCUCCGCGGCCCCGCCGGGAUUUGCGGCCCCUCCUCCUUCGACUAUCUCCCCGCACUCGCGCACAACCCCGCCUGAGGCGGCCACUGCCAUGCAGAGCAGGCAGUCACCCAUGGCCGCCCUAAUCUUGGCUGCUGAUAAUGCAGGCGCUGGCACCGGCUCGCCCAAAGACGGCAACCAGGUGCACUCUACUACGACAAUGGCCGCGGGGCGACGAAACAGCGGAAGUCCUCAGUCGCGGCUCGCCCAUAGGGACAGUCUGGGGGUGUCGGGCACAGCUGGUAUGGCGACGGUGCAUGUGCCAGUCAUGGACUCGCAGGGCGGGCAUGCCCAGAGCAUUCCGGAUUCCUCUGUGCCCCCUGGGAGCGUGCCGUUGUGUUGCACCCUGUGUCACGAACGCCUCGAGGACACGCAUUUCGUCCAGUGCCCGUCGGUGCCGUCGCACAAGUUCUGUUUCCCGUGCUCCAGAGAGAGCAUCAAACAGCAGGGGGCAACAGGUGAGGUGUACUGCCCCAGUGGGGAAAAAUGCCCGCUGGUGGGUUCAAACGUACCCUGGGCGUUCAUGCAGGGCGAAAUAGCCACCAUUCUGGCUGGGGACGUAAAAGUGAAAAAGGAACGGGACCCUUGAUCUUUUUUUUUU